This is a messenger RNA of Hirundo rustica (Barn swallow), 2939 nucleotides long. RefSeq names its product TOG array regulator of axonemal microtubules protein 2-like. Gene Ontology annotation, cellular component: cytoplasmic microtubule; cilium. The coding region runs from base 1 to 2526 and encodes 841 amino acids. Gene Ontology annotation, molecular function: microtubule binding. Gene Ontology annotation, biological process: microtubule cytoskeleton organization. Lineage: Eukaryota; Metazoa; Chordata; Aves; Passeriformes; Hirundinidae. The record is from RefSeq and is a predicted model, not a curated record. The transcript is spliced from 19 exons.
AUGACCAAUAGAGGUGAGGGGGCAGCUGGGCCUCUCUCUGGUGGGAGGAAGGGUCUUGUGCCAGCCCAGAGAGCCUGUGCACAUUGCCAGGGAACAGUUCUGCCUUGCCUGACUGGCUACCCUCUGGCCAAGAGGUUUUCCCUGGCAAGUCCCUCUGUGCUCCUUCCCUCCAAGCCGUUGCCUCCCAUCCGCCCAAGCUCUCCUUCCUCCAAGCAAAGCAAGAUAUGCAGCGGAGAGAAGGAGCAUGGGGAAAAUGGCAGCGGCUAUGGGGAGGACAGCAGGAAUAGCCAGGAUCUGAUUUCAGAGGGAAGAGGAUGUAAGGCUUCCUUGCUGUAUUGCACAGGUGGGGAUAUGAAGAAGGGGUCAUUGGGACCGCCUUUGAUCCCCCCUAUACGCAAGGCAGUCAGUCCCCAUGUCGGGAGUGCUGCAGGGUCUCUGCAAAGCCCUCCGCAGCUGGAUUUCCAGGACUCCCGGGACAUGAGGCCAAGAUCCAGCAGCAGAUGCAAAGAGAAGGACUCGGAACAUGCAGGCCUCCCAUGGAGCCAGGCCAAGGAGAUGGGUCAUUCCACCAGUCCUGGUCCUACCCGUUAUGAAGAACUGAGGGAUGGCUUUGAAAAGCUCCACGCUGUGUUGUACUGGUUGGCUCGAGAGAACCUAGACCAGAAGGACGUAGAGCGUUGGGUGGAGGAGAUCAAGGAAAGGAGACAAAAGAAUAUGUUCUUGCAGCUGCCUCCUCAGACAGCUGACCCUGGGGAUGCAGCUGAAGCAAGCUUUAGCCUACCACCUGUCAAUGGCACAGCUUCCGGUGUGCAGAGAAAACACCCCAGUAGUGCCUUGAAGAAGAAGGUCUUGGGGAAGGAGGACAAUGUGCCCUUACAUUCCAAGAAACCCAUCAUCCAUGGGGAUGGCAGCUUCCCGCGCAAGCUGCCAUCAGUGACCUCGCAGACGGCCACGGGUGCCGAGCGCCCAGAGGAGCCGCUCCGUGGGCAUGGGCAGAAGGGCACAGCCUCUUCUGAUCCACAGCAGUCCUUGCUCCAGGCACUCUCCCUGCUCAGCAGUGAUGACUGGGAGCUGAAGGAGAAGGGACUCUUCAGCAUCAAACAUCUGGCUGGGUCCCAUUCGGAAGUCCUGCUUUGUCGACUUCAUGACAUUUGCUGGGCAGUUUCCAGCGAGGUGACCAACCUCCGCUCAAAGGUGUCCUACUCUGCAAUCGUCGCUCUGGGAGAGCUCUUUGCAGCCUUCAAGAAGGACAUGGACUCUGAGGUGGAUGAGGUGUCUCGGGUCCUUCUUCAGGUGGUGUGGAACUCCCCAGAGUUUGUUCAGGAAGCAGCCACUCAGACCCUGGGGAUCAUGGUGGCCAAUGUGACUCCUGCACGAGCAAUGACUGCUCUCAUGGACAGGGGAGUCAAGAGCCGCCAAGCCCAGGUGCGGAAGUGUGCGGCCAAACUCCUCCUGUCCUUGAUGGAGAAAAUCGGAGUCACGGAGCUCGCAGACACACCCAGGGCUGAGAGGCUGGCACACGUGGCAGGGAAGCUUGCUCAGGACUGUGACAAGGAUACAAGGCAUUACGGCCAGGAGAUGGUGAAGAUGUUUCUGAAUCAUCAAAAACUUAAAAGGCUUUUCGAACAAUCCGUUUCCACUCGCGACCUAGAAGAUAUUAUGACAAGAAUUAGGAAGAAAGGGAUGGAAAACCAGGAGGGUGAAAAGCCAUCUGUCAAGAAGCUGGAGAAGAGGAAUGAUGACUCGAAGAAGCCCCAGGCCACAUUGCCUUUGAGUAAACGCGUGAAUUCUGCCUCUGAUGGAUGCCUCCUUCAGCGUGCAAAAUCCCAGGUGACGUUACCUCCAGCUGUGGAAGAAACGGAGCUGCUCCAGAAGCUUUACCAUCUCCUGGAAGCCAAGGGGUUUCAGACACGGGUGGAAGGAGUGACACUCCUCCUAGACCUGUGCAAAAGCAGCCCCCAGCUCAUCUCCACUAACAUUGUCCAAAUUUUUGAUUAUUUUGUACGGAGAAUUGCUGACAGCCAUAAGAAAGUGAAGCAGAAGGCGCUGGACGUGCUGGCAGAAAUCAUAGGCGUCCUGGAAGAUGCCCUGAACCCGGUGAUCAUUGGUUUGGUGGAAGGGAUUACAAAGAACCUCAACUCAAAGGAUCGCAGGGUUCACGCCGCAGCUGUGAAAGCGCUGGAAGAAUCCAUUGCUCAUUUAGAUAAAGUAGAACUGAUGAAAGAGUUCAGCUACCAAUGGAGUAAACUGAGUGGCCAAGCUCUGCUGGAUGUCAUGGAGCGUAUCACAGUGCUUGUGGAAUGGGUUUAUCCCAGGAGCCCUGAAGUCGUCCAGCACUACGCCCUGCCCGUGCUCUGGUCCUCUCUGGGGAACAAGGCGCUGCCUGUGCGAAGCGCCAAUGUCCGCACUGUGGUCACCAAGCUGGCCUCUGCCCUCUACAAGGUGAUGGGCACCAAGCUGAAGAAGCAUGCUGCCAGCCAGCCUCCACACGUGCAGGAAAACCUCUCCAGCAUUCUGGGCUGGUGAAGGCUUCAUGUUCUCCAGAAAGCGGACAAAGUGCUGAGUAGGACACCUCCGGAUUUGACUUUGCAGCUGUGCCAAAAAUGACAAAAUACUACGGAAGGGUGUGCAUCUGCCCCCACUCUCUUCAGUGCCCUUCCUAGUCGUGGCAUGGGGGGCCAGAAGCAACUUCCGAUCAAGGACAAGGUGAAGGCCGAGCAUGGCUCAGCCUCACCAAGAGUUUGCAGACCUGACUGGCUCCUCUCUUUCCAAGAAGUUUUCUCUGCAUACUUCCCAUGUGCCGUUACACACAAAACCCUUGGCUCCCGUCCAGAAGAGCUCUCUUUCCUCCAAGCUCAGGAAGAAGCUGCCAUCUCUCUAGAAGAGUGAAUGAAGAAUAGGAUUUAUGGAUUAGGUUUUAUAGAUAGAGUUGUACAUAU